Molecule: messenger RNA, 1904 nt
Organism: Cuscuta epithymum
Lineage: Eukaryota; Viridiplantae; Streptophyta; Magnoliopsida; Solanales; Convolvulaceae
Source: the annotation of a GenBank genome assembly
UUCGAGUGUUUUGACGGGAAAGUCCACGGGAAUUCCAAAUUCAAAAGGAUCCCCGAGCCCAGUCAACAAAAUUUGCUUCCCCGCUUCGGCAGUCUGGUUUCGCGGCUGACCUCUGUGCAGACCGAGAAGAAGAGGCAGUUGCGGAGAAAAAGCAAAUGUUUCGAUCGUCUACUUCCGACUCUAGCAAUGGCUACCACUACGACUUAGAGGACAGCAGGCUAGUUGCCGGUCGUCGCUUGCGAAGGUGCCGGGGCAGACAACGCGCCCAUGGAAAUGGUAACGUCGAGGGUGGGGCUAGGGUUUCUCAUUGGCAGCACCAGCAGCAAGAUGAAGUAGAAAGGCCUGCCCCCCCUUGUACGGAUUUCGACAAGGCAUACUUUCACUCAUAUGCCCAUGUUGGCAUUCAUGAAGAAAUGAUUAAGGAUUGCGCUCGGACAGAGGGUUAUAGGAAUGCUAUCUUUCAGCACCAGAGUUACAUAACUGGAAAAGUUGUAGUUGAUGUUGGAUGUGGCACAGGUAUUCUCUCUAUAUUUUGCGCUCAAGCCGGUGCAAGACGGGUAUAUGCAGUAGAUGCCAGUGAUAUAGCUAUACAGGCGAAUGAGGUUGUGAAGGCCAAUAACUUAUCUGACACAAUCAUUGUUCUCCAUGGGAGGAUUGAGGAUGUUGAGAUAGAUGAAGAGGUUGAUGUUAUAAUUUCAGAAUGGAUGGGUUACAUGCUUCUCUAUGAGAGCAUGCUGGCCAGUGUUAUAACCGCUAGAGACCGUUGGCUGAAACCGGGUGGUCUUAUUCUUCCAUCAAGCGCAACGUUGUAUAUGGCACCUGUGACAAAUCCAGAUAGAUACAGUGCUAGCAUAGAUUUUUGGCGCAAUGUGUAUGGGAUAGACAUGUCUGCUAUAAUGCCAUUAGCAAAGCAAUGUGCAUUUGAAGAACCAUCUGUGGAAACGAUAUCCGGUGAAAAUGUAUUGACAUGGCCCCAUGUGGUAAUGAAUGUAGACUGCUAUACAGUGACUACUCACGAGCUUGAAAAUGUUAAAACAAGUUUCCGGUUUCAGUCAAUGAUGCGAGCACCGUUUCAUGGGUUUGGCUUUUGGUUUGAUGUGGAAUUCAGCGGCCCUGCAAUACUUCCAUCUAACAUUGACACACCUUCAUCAUUGGUCGAGGGUUCUAUUAGUAACGGUAAUGUUUCUGAGAAACAGAGAAAGAAGCGUGCUAAUCCCAAUGAUUCCCUCGUGCUGUCUACUGCACCAGAAGACCCACCAACACAUUGGCAGCAGACAUUAAUAUACUUCUAUGAUCCAAUCGACGUUGAGCAAGAUCAAGUUAUUGAAGGCUCUUUAGAAUUGUCACAAAGCAAAGAAAAUGCUAGAUUCAUGAAUGUGCACCUGAAGUACUCAGCGGGUGGACGCUCGUUUGUUAAAGAAUCAGUGAUGCGAUAAGUGCCAAAAGUGGUUACCUACUUGUAGAACUGUGAUGUGAAGUUUCUUCUGACUAUACUUCUCAGAUUAAACUUUAUACAGUGCUCGGGGAUGAAUAAACAGCUUCAUCACGAUGUACCUUGCCAUUGCUUGGUAAUUAUUUUUCCUCAAUAUUAGAACAUUAAGAGUGUGUUAUCAUGUUGCGAGAAUGUCUAGGAUUCUGGGUUAUAGUCAGGAUAUAGAUGUCGGAUUCAGGUGGAUCAUUAUUGUUUCCGUUCAUUGUUGGUUUGUAUCUUGGCUUUGACCAAACAGUCCGAUAGAUGUAGAAUUCCAUUUUUCUUUUACUUUUAUAGUUCUUGAUGUUCUUUAAAAUAUUCCCCCCUUUCGGGAAUGCAUUCUUUCAGUUCAAGGCUGAUUUGGUUUAUACUCGGUUAGUGAGCAUGUUCUUUAAAUAUUUAAUUAUUCUAAAUAGUAGUGCCUCAAUGCCCC